GGUGCCCAGAGCACUAUCUUUCUCCUUCACAACAAUCUCUUUUGGUCUCUUAUUUCAGUGUGUUGUUAAUCUUCUGAUACACUUCGGACUUCAAAAGUAGAACCCAUUUCUCAGAAACUCUAUUUGUUUACUUUCUAAAAUUCUGACACAAUUUUGUUGAAGGUUGUUCGUUGAGGUAGCAUAGCAUGGCUUCCAUCAUUGCAAGCUUGCCUCCACCACUGUUGGUCCAUGGCAGAAAUACAAACACGACCCUUUUCAGAGCUCUUCCAAAACUCCCCGUUUCUUCCGUUUCAGAGAGACAGAAUCGUGUUGCUGUUGUGGUGAAGGCUACUGGGGAAAGCUCCGAGUCUUCAACAUCUAUUGUGAAAUCUGUUCAGAAUGUGUGGGAUAAUUCUGAAGAUCGGCCAGCUCUUGUUGCUUUGGGGUUUGCAGCUGUAGUAGGUUUAUGGACAUCAACGAAUUUGAUUACAGCCAUUGACAAGUUGCCGCUUAUCCCAAGUGUGCUGGAAUUUGUCGGAAUACUUUUCUCUUCGUGGUUUAUAUAUCGAUAUCUCCUAUUCAAGCCUGACCGGGAAGAGUUUUUCCAAAUCGUGAACAAAUCAAUAUCCAAUAUCUUGGGGCAGUGAAUUGGAAUUGCAGCUGUCCUGAGAAUGAUUUUAGUUUGGGGGAGGGAUUGGCAGGAACUUAAUAUGUAUUACAGUAGCAAUCAAACUCAUUAUUCCGAGUCAAUCAAGAACCUCAAGUUGGUCUUCAAUCAAGGUCUUUGAGAAAUCA
Malus domestica (apple) is the source of this 774-nucleotide messenger RNA. Its product is annotated as protein CURVATURE THYLAKOID 1C, chloroplastic. The record is from RefSeq and is a predicted model, not a curated record. Lineage: Eukaryota; Viridiplantae; Streptophyta; Magnoliopsida; Rosales; Rosaceae. Gene Ontology annotation, cellular component: chloroplast thylakoid membrane; thylakoid.